Messenger RNA from Melampsora larici-populina 98AG31, 1335 nucleotides. RefSeq lists its product as uncharacterized. The transcript is spliced from 5 exons. The record is from RefSeq and is a predicted model, not a curated record. NCBI's taxonomy places the organism in Eukaryota, Fungi, Basidiomycota, Pucciniomycetes, Pucciniales, Melampsoraceae. The coding region runs from base 1 to 1335 and encodes 444 amino acids.
AUGGUUUCACACCGUGUGAUUUUCGGAUUGACUACUCGACGACGACAACCCCGAGCAGUCACCCCUCGCCAACUUGAAUUCAUCAGACAACAAGCACGAGAUCUACGAAACUCUGAAAGGGCCAUUGCGAAUUUGCAACAACGUCUGGCCACACGUGAAAGAUUUCACCCUCCAACCCCUGGGUUGGAUCCUAGGGAAUUGCCGCUUCAUCUUCCCAACCCUGCCGGCUUCGAUGACCCACCAGAAGCCGAACCAAAUGAAAAUCCUGCGAAUUAUGUUAUCAAUCCUAUUCAAUUCAUGCCACCUAUUCCUAAUCAAACCGUUGACCCAGUCCUGGCAGCUUUGCGAAAAGAACAACGUCUCGGUGAACGACUGGUCCACGAGACUAGGUGGGCUUGGCAAUAUGCGAUCAUGUUGCCUACUUUUCUCCGGUGUCGAUUAGCCACUUCGAAUUGGGGGAAUUGUGAGCUUUGGAACCAUGACUUUAGGAACCCUUGCAAUUGCAAGGGUCGGACGGAGAGAGAUGUGGACUUGGUUGACUUACUGUACAGAAGACGAGUCAAGAUCAGUUUUUGCAAAACGUGUGACCCGUCGGACUUGGUGCGACUGUUGUUAAUGGGCUACAUCGGCGCCUCACCGAAGUGUCCAGAAACAGCUUUUUCCGUCCGACUCAUGGUCCAUCAUCAUAAGAUGUGGCUACGAUGCGCCGUACCGACUAAAGACUGGCGCGAACCUUUCACAGCUGCGAUUGACGCGUAUCGUGCUAUCCUUCUCCAGAUAAGGACUCUCGAGAACCAAAAGUUGGCACUAUCUGACCUGGGCAUACUUGCGAACAACUGCCCAAAGUGCUUUGGCCCACCAGUUGGUGUUACAAGAGCUGAAGAACCCGACUUAGUGAUCUGCAUCGACGGCAAUUUUCAGCAUCGGCGACACGCUGCAGCGAGCGUGGAGAUCCCGGGCGCACAACCACCUCGACCUAGUAUGUUCUUGGACCCGGCGGCAGUUGACGACAUGGCCUGUAAGAUCAAUCGGACGAAACCAAAAGCCGGCAUAGAGUGUACGGAGGCUCAUACCACUGCCAAUGAUGCCAGGGGUAAAAGUUAUUUUCAAGCAAUGGACGAUUCCGGACUGAUUGGAAUGGCAUGUCGACAUGACCAUGUCUUGCAAUACAUAAACAUGAUCCAAAGCGGCGAGAAGAUACAUUACCCUCUGGCUUUAAUCAAAUGGUUACUGGAAGUAUUAGACAACAGCCGGGAUCACUCAAAUAAAGUAGAAAUUCUAUACGAUAUUGGUUGUAAUUUGGAUAAGUCCACAAAGAUGGUGAGGAACGGUUGA